Molecule: messenger RNA, 1359 nt
Organism: Scheffersomyces stipitis CBS 6054
Lineage: Eukaryota; Fungi; Ascomycota; Pichiomycetes; Serinales; Debaryomycetaceae
Gene: RTA3
Product: RTA1 domain-containing protein
Exons: 1
Coding region: 1-1359 (452 amino acids)
Cellular component (GO): plasma membrane; fungal-type vacuole
Source: RefSeq, a predicted model, not a curated record
AUGUCGCUUCUCGAGCUAGCACUAUCGUCAUGGACUCCGUCGGAUAUUCCUACUCGGACAACUCUUCUGAGCAUUGACCCAACUCAUUCUUCCAGCUUGAUCUCUUUAUACACUUCUGCCAUAGCCAGGGCCAUGACGGAAAAGGACUAUGUCGAGCUCAGAGAACUUUCGCAAACUAUCCGUGGAGCUCAGGCUUCGCUUACAAUCAUCGCAGCUGAGGAAGUUUUAGCUACAGCAACAAAUGAGGCUGUACAAGCAAAGGCUACCGAAGCUAUCUUUGACGCUACUUUGAACUUGAAAGCUCUUGAAUGGGACAAUAACUUGUACGCUUUGACGUUAAACAGACCAGCAAACAUCAUCUACUUGGUUGUUUUCGCUAUCUGCUUCUUUUAUACUAUAGCCAUGCUCUGGAAGUCGCGCUAUCACUGGUACAACAUCACUUUCUUUGCUGGUUUAGGUUUAGAAUUUGCCGGUUUCUUAGGUAGGGUUCUUUCGUUUUCCGACGAUACAAACAUGAACUUUUACUUGUUGCAAUACGUUUCUUUGACAAUAGCCCCAGCGUUCCUAAUGGGAGGGAUAUACUUCUUGUUUGCCCAAGUUGUGGUAAUCCAUGGUCGAGAGUACUCUAUUUUGAAACCUAUGUGGUAUUCGUACUUGUUCAUUGCCUGUGAUGUCUUGUCUUUGCUUAUUCAAGCUGGUGGUGGUGGUUCUGCUUCUAUAGCAUCCAAGAACCACCAGGAUACAAGACCAGGUACCAAUACCAUGAUUGCUGGUAUUGCUUUCCAGGUCGUGGCCAUGUCCAUCUUCUUGGGCUUUUGGUUUGAAUUCCUUCAAAGGGUCUACUUUAAAAAUGCUAAACUAGAACCCACAGAAUAUCCAUUGGCUAAAAGAUCGGUAAAGAACUUCUUGAAGUUGUUGUUCAACGUGAAAUCCGUAAGACAAUAUAGACAGGAGCAUUUGGAUCCACACUACAACCCCAAGUACAAGUCUAUUCGUGAAAAGCAAUUUUUCCAGUUCUUUCCCUUAGCCAUGACCUUAGCUGUUGUUGCCAUUUACAUCAGAUGUGUUUAUAGAGUUGUUGAGUUGGCCCAGGGUUUCCGUGGUUACUUGAUUCUUCACGAAGUGUAUUUGAUGGUUUUGGAUGCCUUAAUGAUCGCAAUCACAGGAAUCAUUUUCAUACCUUUCCACCCUGUUUGGGCCAUAGGUUCGAAGAAUGUUGUGAGAUUGGCUCACAUCAAGAAGAAUGUCGACGAGAAAGGUUCUGAUUUGGAAGAACAGACCGAUCCAGAUUCGUAUGUAGAAGAGGAAGAUUUCAGUGCGGGUAACACGAACUUCCCUUCAACGGAUGAAACGAAAUAG